Molecule: messenger RNA, 1528 nt
Organism: Panicum hallii
Lineage: Eukaryota; Viridiplantae; Streptophyta; Magnoliopsida; Poales; Poaceae
Exons: 10
Coding region: 124-1101 (325 amino acids)
Source: RefSeq, a predicted model, not a curated record
UCACACGUUCGCGUCAAAAAAAAAAUAAAAAACUUUAAUUUCCACUUCUUUUCUUCCCCGACGCCGGCGACCACCGCCACGGCCUUCAGGAACUAGCCAACCUACCCGUCCCCGGCGGCGGCGAUGGCGAGGCACGAGGCGUUAGCGUCGGCGGCGGGCGUGGACUUCCACCUUCCAGACGAGAUCCUGGCCGUGAUCCCCACCGACCCGUACGAGCAGCUGGACGUGGCGCGCAAGAUCACCUCCAUGGCCAUCGCCUCCCGCGUCUCCCGCCUCGAGGCCGACGCCGCGCGCCUCCGCCGUGACCUCGCCGACCGCGACCGCAUCGAGGCCGACCUCCGCGCCCGCCUGGCCGCCGCCCUCGAUGAGAACGUGAAACUGGCGAAGGAGAGGGACUCGCUCGCCGCGACGGCCAAGAAGCUGGCGAGGAACUUGGCAAAGCUGGAGGCAUUUAAGAAACAGUUGAUGAAAUCAUUGAGUGAAGAUAAUUUAUUGCAAUUGUCUGAAACCGGUCUGGAACAUGAUGCAGAGGAUAAUUUGACUGCCCGGGUCCCCUCUUGGAAAGAUGAAGUUUCAAGCAGUUACUCUUCUUCAGAUACUUCCAGCAGAUCUACAAAAACAGAAUCCACUCAUGGUGGAGGAUACCAGUUCUCGAUCACGCCAUACAUACCUCAAAAAGUAACUCCUGAUUCAACACCUAUGAUUUCAUCCUCUGGUGGUUCCCCCCGAUCAUAUUCAACUGGCCCAUCCUCUCCCAAGUUCUUAUCUGGUCCAACUUCGCCUACAAGAUCUCAAUCUGAGGGUCAAUCAGCAUUUUCAUCAUGGCAAGGAUCGAGUCAUCAGUAUUCAGCACCUACAUCUCCUCCUCAACGCCGCUCAUUCACAGGGCGGCCUCGUAUAGAUGGAAAGGAGUUCUUUCGACAAGCACGGACGAGACUUUCUUAUGAGCAAUUUGGAGCAUUUUUGGCGAACAUCAAGGAGUUUAAUGCUCAGAAACAAUCACGAGAGGACACCCUGUCAAAAGCAGAAGGGAUUUUUGGAGUCGAGCACAAAGAUUUAUACAUUUCUUUCCAGAAUAUGCUUAAUCGCAACCAAUCAUGAACAUCUGUCAGAGGCUGUGUUCUUUUUCUUCUCUAAAUCAAGCAGGGAAGCAAUUUGUUGGAAUAAAACUCUUUCAUAGGUCUCAAGAUCAGAUUGCAAACAUCUGUAUAUAGGCCACCUUAAUUUGAACUGUCCAUCCUCAAUAACCUGGAGCUGUGACUGAAAAGAAAAAAGAACUCAUAACUAUUGGAAACUUUGGUCUGUUUGAUUUAGCAUGCAUUCACAUUCCGUCAUUCAUGUCUUCCUGCUGUAAAUUCGGUUGCAAAUCUCUUGAGGUGCAUUCCUUUUGUAGAAAGUUGUACAAACUGUUCUUUUGCAGUUUUUUAACUGCCAAGUGUAAGCAGAAUGGUGAUCACAGAACAUGUGUUCUAUAUUUCUGUAUUUGUUCGAUGACCCGAGUGAUUGGGAAUUUUUGUUGGGUUAUUCA